Messenger RNA from Macrosteles quadrilineatus (aster leafhopper), 592 nucleotides. Its product is annotated as bolA-like protein 3. Bases 133 to 507 code for a protein of 124 amino acids. The transcript is spliced from 4 exons. NCBI's taxonomy places the organism in Eukaryota, Metazoa, Arthropoda, Insecta, Hemiptera, Cicadellidae. The record is from RefSeq and is a predicted model, not a curated record.
ACAAACAGACGAUCUGUAGAGCAUGAAUGUCAGAAUGUCAAAUAACGUAAAUAAUCUAGGAUAAGAAUACAAUCUCCUAAAUUUUAUAUAUCAUUUCUAUUUGACAAGGCAGUUCAAUUUUCAUUUAGCAGGAUGUUUGGCCAUUUAUCAAAAUAUAUUUGCAGCAACUGGGUAAAUGUUUUUCCACGGUCUACUCUUCUCAGAAGACAGCUCUUGCCACAAAACUGUCGAACACUUUCUGAUCAGACGGGAAACCUAAAGAUUCAAACUUCAGAAGCUAGAAUUCGUGAAAUAUUGAGUAAAAGGUUUCCCUCUGCCGAGUACAUAGAAGUAACAGAUGCCUCUGGUGGCUGUGGAGCAAUGUAUGAAAUAGCAGUGGUUGCAGGUGAAUUUAAAGGACUCACUAUAGUCAAGCAACACAGACUAGUCAAUGAGGCUUUGAAAGAAGAAAUAAAAGACAUGCAUGGACUUAGGAUACACACAGCAUUGCCAGGAAAUCCUAGUUGACACUAAAAUGUCACAUUUAUUUGUCGGACAAACAAUUACGAAGUCGUUAAGAAUGUUAUCUGAGCUAUUGUGACAAAUUAAAUUA